AGCGGGGAGCGGAGCGGAGCGGAGCGAGCGGCACCGGCACCGGCACCGGGACCCCCCGCGCCACUGGAUUAUUGCACCUGGGCUUGAUUCAUUUUUCAUUUUUUCCCUUGUUUCGGAUCCUUCUCCGGGCUCGGCCUCUGGGCGCCCGCCCUGUGGAUUACAAUUGCACCAUGACCCUGGAGGAGCUGGUGCCUUCCGAUAGCAGCAAGAUGCAGGCGGUGAGCGAGGCGCUGGAGCGGGUGCUCGUGGCGGCGCAGCGGCAGGACCGGCUCACCGUGGGCGUCUACGAGUCCGCCAAGCUCAUGAACGUGGACCCCGACAGCGUGGUGCUGUGCGUGCUGGCCACGGACGAGGAGGAUGAAGGCGACAUCGCCUUGCAGAUUCACUUCACCCUCAUCCAGGCCUUCUGCUGCGACAACGACAUCCACAUCCUGCGGGUCUCCGGCAUGCAGCGCCUGGCCGCCAUCCUGGGCGAGCCGCAGCCCGGCGCCGAGCCCCGCGACCUGCACUGCCUCUUAGUCACGAACCCGCACACGGACGCCUGGAAGAGCCAGGGGCUGGCCGAGGUGGCCAGCUACUGCGCCGAGAGCCGCGACAGGAACCAGUGGGUGCCCUACGUGGCCCUGCAGGAGCGCUGAGCCCCGCGGCGACCGCCGGCUUUUUAACCUGCAGAAAACAAAAAAGCAAAAAUAAACCACAGAAGAGGGAAGGAGAAACAACCAGAUUUAAAAAAAACCACACACACACAAACCACCCACUGAUUUUAUUUUUCUUUUUAACUGGAGAGAGGGGAGCAGCCCGGCCGAUGGGCGCAGGAAGGAGGUGAGCUGAGGACGCUCCGGCAGAGCCCUCCGGAGACGGGGCCGGUGGCCGGGAGCCCGGCAGGACGAGGCCAGGCAGGAGACGCGAUGUGCCGAGGAGCUGUGCCGCGCGCCAGCGCACGCUUUCCCUGUGGAGGACGGGCCCCACCGCGCGCUGCUGCCGGGCGCGGAGCAGCCCCGGGACUGGUGCGGCAGAGCGCGGGGAGGACAGACGGAGAUGGUUUUAUUUUCUUUUUGGCAUCUGGGACUUGAUGGAAACGAGGACUGCAAAGGGACAGAUUUGCAAAUGAACUUUUUUUUUUCCAAGGGAUAAAUAAGUCUUAUAUAUUCAUAGACUUGCAACAGCAGAUUCAUUCUUUGCACUCAAGCCAGUUGGAAACCCUGAUCUAAAUCUAUUAUAGAGUCUAUUCUUGUACUAAUUUGAAAAAAAAAAAAAACUAUUUGCAAUAAAAUUUCUGAACUCAGCAGCA
Messenger RNA from Rhea pennata, 1291 nucleotides. It is a transcript of the gene GADD45B, whose product is annotated as growth arrest and DNA damage inducible beta. Lineage: Eukaryota; Metazoa; Chordata; Aves; Rheiformes; Rheidae. Gene Ontology annotation, biological process: regulation of cell cycle. Gene Ontology annotation, cellular component: cytoplasm; nucleus. The coding region runs from base 171 to 638 and encodes 155 amino acids. The transcript has 4 exons. The record is from RefSeq and is a predicted model, not a curated record.